AUGGAACCCAUGUGUGACCUGAGUGAGGAUACGUCGGGGGACCACUCCGGUGGGGAGAAUGGUGGUGGUAGCGGCAGUGAGAAGGACCAGGACCCUAGCAGCUCCCCCGAGGGCUCCAAGCCUUCCUGCUUCACCCCCGAGCCCCCGGACACCCCAAACCAGGCCGAGGAGUGUCGCUACAGCUUCCCCCAUCCCCUUCCCAGCCUCCCUCUCCCCCUAGCCUUCCCCAAGACCUGCAGCACCUCUCCAGAGCCCAAGGCAGACAGCCCUACUAAGGGUUACCCCGGUGUUGGGGCAGGGGGGCUGCCAGUGGACCACAGCCUGGUGAUUGAGGGCCUGUCUGGGUCUGUCUCCCUUCCCUUCAACCUGCGAGCCAACCGGCCACCCCUGGAGGUGCUGAAGAAGAUCUUCCCGUCCCACAAGCCCCCGGUGCUGGAGCUGAUCCUGCAGGGGUGUGGAGGGGACCUGGUGGGGGCCAUCGAGGUGCUGCUGUCCAGCCAGGCCCAGGAGGCCAGGGGGGGUCACCCCCACCCCGACACACUGGUCCUUCCCUCUAAUAGCCACCUCCUCGAUCACCCCCUGGGGUCCUACCACUCUCUGGCCUCCGCCGCUAAGUGGUCUGUGGGCUCUGCUUUCAGGGUGCCUGAGUCUCUGCGCUUCUCGUCUGACUCGUCGUCCGGCCCCCUGGCCCUACACCCCGGGUCUUUCCCCCAUCCCCCCCGCUACCCCUUGAUGCUGAGGAACUCUCUGACACGCGGCGGCCAGGUCGGACCCUUCUGCAACGACGUGACGCUGUGGAACACCAUGACACUGCAGCAGCAGUACCAACUCAGGUCAGCUCAGUACGAAGAGCACCGUCUCUCCCAGCUGGAGGAGGGCUGCCACCCUACCCCCAUCCCCCCCACCCCCGGGGCCAAACAGACCCUCUACACUCAUGAGGAGGAGUACGAGGACCGCUCCGACUCCUCCGACUCACGAAUUCUCAACUCCUCCACCUGA
This is a messenger RNA of Oncorhynchus kisutch (coho salmon), 999 nucleotides long. RefSeq names its product doublesex- and mab-3-related transcription factor 3-like. The transcript has 3 exons. NCBI's taxonomy places the organism in Eukaryota, Metazoa, Chordata, Actinopteri, Salmoniformes, Salmonidae. Gene Ontology annotation, molecular function: protein binding. The record is from RefSeq and is a predicted model, not a curated record. The coding region runs from base 1 to 999 and encodes 332 amino acids.